AUGACGCUAGAUAGUAAUGAUGUCUCCAGGUUGAUUCGACAACUAGAGGCUGAUCGGAAAGCAUAUCUUUCAAUCUUUGAAAAAGUCCAUGAGACUUUGAAUCAGGCUCUCAACGGCCAGUCUUCAUCACUGGCAGCGUCGCCGACCACAUCUCCACUGCCAAUAUCCGAACGUGGGCCUGGUGACAGGCCUUCAUCUUCUUCCAAAGGCAGUCACCCGACCAGACAGGGUACUUUCAGUCUAGAACGCCAUCAGACAAAUGUUCCAAAGGGAUCAAUAUUUACGGGAGACGGAAGUUCUGACAGUGAGGAUGAUGAAUCAUUCUUUGCACAGGACAUCUUGUCGGCGAGGGACUUCUCGGAGACCGAUCUGAUCGAACACCUAAAGACGCAUCCUUGGGACGUUUAUAGCAAGUACAUCCUCCAAGAUUUGCUCCGUAAUAUCCCUCUACUGGAGAAUGGAAUAUUUCUCAAGGACAGGCACCACCAAUCAGACGCAAAUCACCAUCACGCAGAUAUCUAUCAUGUCUCGACAGACGGAGCCCCUCUACGCCUCAGCCGGGGUGAUUCGGAUGAUGGUCCACUUGCGGUAUGGGAGGCGUUGAAGAGUAUCAAUAGUGAUAGUACAAGGGAUCGUCAGGCUGUCGGACGGAUUAUUGUCGUUAGAGAGCCACCUUCAAGCCUCUUCGCAGCCCUUCAUCUGACGAUGAAAGAUCACUUCGACAUGGACAGCAUCUACCGGUUACUGAUUGACGACCACACGCCUACUAAAGCUAUCACCAAAGGCUAUCUACAACAGGACCAUCGCCGACAGAGGUCAAUCGUUUUUGUCUUCAAGUAUCAUACAAUCAUUGGAGAUGGCCGAGCGCCGCUGCCCUGGCAAAAUCACGAUGAUUAUGAAGAACCUCAAGAAGACAACGUUCCUCUCUCAACUUGUUCAUCGGUGGUGGCACUUUCACUAGCUGGCAGGCCGAGUCACAGCCUACGGCGAAAUUCUAGAAAGAGGAAGUCCAUUGUUGGGCAUAUCUACGACCCUUUCGCUCCAUGGCAUGUUCUCUCGAUACAAUGUUUCCCGGAUUGGAAAUCCAGCGUCGACGUCCACGAGACCAACCACCAUUACGUGAAUGGCCCUGAUGCCUUCCUCGCCACCCUCCUUGGAGAGUACAGAGACGCUGUCAAAAGAUUAAAGGAGGUGCUUUCCAGUAUACAGCUGCUGGCAACACCACCAAACAAGUCAAUUUUUGACAGCGCACUACGGGACGAGCUCUUGUUCGAGAACGAUAAGUAUACCUAUUCGCGGCGAUACUUCUGGGCAUCGCAGACAUUGGGCCUGCUAAGCAAUGAAAUAAAGGCCAUGAUCGCCGCAUAUAAGGAGACUUUUACCGAUGAAGUCUGGUCUGGAGAGCAUAAGACGUUGUUUCCUGGAACGAAAGAACAGUCUUCUCGCUACAACAAUUGGAGGAAGAAGUUGGUCCAUACUCGACGACAAUUCGAAAAGGAGAUAAUCCGGCUGGAGGAGGUCUUGAUCAUGUUUCAGCAGCAACAGAAAGAUAUUCGCGGACUCCGUGAGUGGCUGUUUAGCGGUACAUCGGUCCUCGAAAGCAGGGAAGCCGUCAAUAUGGCCAAAAUCACAGUCGAACAAGGCUACAACAUCCGCUUACUGACGUUGGUCACACUCUUUUACCUGCCGUUGACCUUUGUCACUUCCAUCUAUGGUAUGACGAACAUGCCUACUGACGACUCUUAUUUCCCAUUUGCACUCACUUGCGUGGGCAUUUGCAUCCCGACAUAUCUCCUGAUCCUGAUUGUUAAUAACCCAGACAAUGUCAGAGCCAUACUAGGAAACGCUGGACUUCUUUUUAUCCGCGUUAGCUCUUGUGCCGCACCGAAAAGGUCUGCACGGCUAAAGAAGAAGAUCCUAGAGCGUAAGCUCCAGCAAUCGGAAGAGAAAAGGCCAACUGUGCACGAGACGCCCACCCACGCCAGUCUCGAAGCCAGACUGUCCCACGACUUGACUCCGGACAUGUCAAUUCGCGGCACUCAGGGGUUCUUGCAAACAACGACACGACGCAUGUCCCAGAGUAUUCACAGUCAUAUCCCUGGAGUCGGAAGGCGUGCAACACAGAAACCUACAAGCGAGGUCAAUAACGGACUACCGACGUGGCAGGAGGAGACUGGCGAACAACCAUCCAGAUUUCGCAAACGCUCCAGUACGAUCAAGUUCGAAGAGCCACACUACGCACCGACAAGAAGACGAGCCAGCGACCUGGAUGCAGAGUCGCAUUAUGGUCCGAGGAGGACGGAAACAGCACUGUCAGAGGGCACAACGCUGCAGGAAACGGACAGGUCUAACACAGACCUUUCUCCGGUUUCGCGCAGUGUGAGUCCCUCCAGACAAGAACUGAACGGCAAGCCCAUGCUACCACCAACGGCUGCGGUCUCGUUAAGGCCGUUGCGGAAACGUAGUACCAGUCCACGAAAUCCCCGUCCAAAGUCCUUGCUUAGAAAACUGAGCGACCGAUUUUCAACCCUGCAAGACUCCCCAAAAGCAUCAGAGUCUGGAAGUCUAGGUCCUGAAGAAUCUGUCUAG
Messenger RNA from Exophiala viscosa, 2589 nucleotides. RefSeq lists its product as uncharacterized. The transcript is spliced from 3 exons. Gene Ontology annotation, biological process: metal ion transport; transmembrane transport. The coding region runs from base 1 to 2589 and encodes 862 amino acids. Lineage: Eukaryota; Fungi; Ascomycota; Eurotiomycetes; Chaetothyriales; Herpotrichiellaceae. The record is from RefSeq and is a predicted model, not a curated record. Gene Ontology annotation, cellular component: membrane. Gene Ontology annotation, molecular function: metal ion transmembrane transporter activity.